AUGGACCCCUCAUUUCUAACAAAUUCUGAUGCAUCUGAAGCCAUCCCAGAUACCAAUACCAUGUCUGGUGCCAGUGUAGAUGACAUUGUCGAGACGGAAUUCCUGAUUGCCGGUGCAGGUCCAGCAGGAGCUUCUUUGGCCUGUUUUCUCACAUCAUACGGACUCAAAGGAAUCAUGAUCAGUGCAGCACCUGGCACGGAAGACACGCCUCGAGCACACAUCACCAACAUGGCUGCUCUCGAGUGUCUCCGUGAUCUUGGCCUUGACCGUGAGAUCCGAAAGGUCGCUUGCGAUGGAGAACAUAUGGUUCACACACGGUGGUGUCAUAGUAUGGCGGGCGAAGAGUACGCGCGGAUUUACUCGUGGGGAAACGAUCCGAGAAGAAAGGUAAAUUUGGAAUCCGAAUUCCCAUGUGCAUUGGCAAAGAGAGAAGGAAAGAGUAACAUGGACCAGGGAGACUACGAACGAGCCAGUCCAUGCUCGCCCGUUGAUCUGCCCCAGACGCUGCUGGAGCCCAUCCUCGUGCGCUAUGCAACAUGGCAGGGAUUCACCACGAGAUUCGACACUACGCUGUUGUCCUUUGCGCGCGACGAGAAACAGCGAAUUACCGCAACAGUCCGCGACAACCUUUCGCACAAAGAGUACCAGAUUCGGACGAGAUACCUGUUUGGUGCCGACGGGGCGCGAAGUCAGAUUGUUAAGCAACUGGGCCUGCCGCUGACCGUCAAACCAGGCCAAGGGCUUGCGAUCAACGUGCUAGUAAAAGCAGAUCUCUCCCACUUGGUGGCGCACCGAAAGGGAAAUCUGCACUGGGUCAUGCAGCCGGACCGCGACCAUCCCAGCUUCGGCUGGAUGGCCAUCAUCCGCAUGGUCAAGCCGUGGGAUGAGUGGAUGUUCAUCCUCUUCCCAACUAGAGGCUAUGAUCCUGCGAGCGUGAGCCCGUCCAAGGAGGAAUACCUACACCGAGUCAGGGAGCUAAUCGGGGACGAAACGCCUGCCGAGAUCCUGAAUAUCUCCAAGUGGUAUAUCAACGAGAUUGUGGCGGAGACAUACUCAGACGGUAAUAACGUCUUUUGCCUGGGCGACGCUGUGCAUCGACAUCCGCCACUGAACGGUCUUGGAUCAAACACUUGCAUCCAGGAUGCCUUCAAUCUCGCCUGGAAGAUUGCAUAUGUCCACCGUGGCAUUGCAGGAGCCCCAUUGCUCUCGACAUACUCCGCCGAGCGACAGCCCGUCGGCCACGGGAUUGUAACGCGCGCCAACCAGGCGUUCAGGGAUCAUCACCAGAUCUGGGCCGCGCUCGGGAUGCUCGGCGCAUCUCUCGAGGAGCGACAGCGCGCGCUUGAAGAGUUGACCGAGCCCACUGCCGCCGGGCGCGAGCGGCGUCAGACCCUCCAAAAGGCUGUUGCGCAUACAGCGCACGAGUUUCACGGCUUAGGCAUCGAGAUGAACCAGCGAUACGAGGGUCCAGGGAUCUACGACGCAGACGAGGCCGAUCCUUUUGUGCUCCCUGGCCGCGCGGCCGAAGACCCUGUUCUGUACUAUGAGCCGAAUACCUAUCCUGGUUGCCGAUUGCCGCAUGUAUGGCUGAACCGGGCCAUUCCCGGGCAGCCAGUGUCCACGAUCGAUCUGGCAGGACACGGCGCUUUCACACUGUUCACUGGUAUUGGAGGGUUCCGGCAAGACUGGGAGGAUGUGUACUUUGAAUGGGAGCGCCUUUGCGGGGUGGAAGAGAGCGGUGCGGUGCUGGUUCGUCCAGAUCGAUAUGUGGCCUGGAGAGCCGAUAGUGUGCUAAAGGAUGCUGCUGCCUGCGAGGAGAAGUUGUCAGCGGUGCUGAAAGCGAUCCUGUGUGUUGAUUGA
Molecule: messenger RNA, 1860 nt
Organism: Aspergillus nidulans FGSC A4
Lineage: Eukaryota; Fungi; Ascomycota; Eurotiomycetes; Eurotiales; Aspergillaceae
Exons: 4
Coding region: 1-1860 (619 amino acids)
Molecular function (GO): FAD binding; oxidoreductase activity
Source: RefSeq, a predicted model, not a curated record